UGAGAGGUACUUUUUUAAAUAGGAACUGCAGGUGGAGACUACAGUGUCUCCCAUUUUAUGGUAUCCACCGGUGUCCCCCAUAAUUUUGAUUUGAGAUUACAAUUUUACCCUUAAGCAUCCUGGCGGUUUACAAUCUCUAGUAGCUUGCUCCCAAAAAAUUUGUCUCCUUCCUCUGUAGUUUCUUCUUUCUUUCCUUCCCCCUUCACCCUAUCGCAAGAAAUCAGCAGAGGUGUGUCUUGUUCCGGCGGAAUCGAAGGUGGAGCCACCGAUCUGGGUGCCGGUGGCGUGAUCUAGAGUGAAGCCAUUGAAGGGACCCACCAGCUUCUAGCAACCCAUCACAAACCGCCGAUUGCCACGUCCUGAGGUGAGGCGUGAGGCGUCCGGAAUCGAUGGUCGUCAUUGACGUUCGAGAUCAAGAGCGUUUUACUCAAUAUUGUUGCUGUGUCGUGGACGAAAAAUGACCAGGCUUAAACAAGAACCAGACAACAUUGAAAAAUGAAAAGAAAAACCAGGUAGAAGCAGAACACAGAGCGAGACCUAGGAAGAAGCACGACCUCAACACUCGCCACCGACGACCACCGCGUCAACUCGAUGAUUGAUGAUCAGGAUCUGGGUUUCUUUGCCAAUUUUCUUGGCGUCUUCAUCUUUGUGUUGGUGAUUGCAUACCACUAUGUCAUGGCUGAUCCGAAGUUUGAAGGAAACUAGGAACUCUAUGCAGUUGGAAAAUGUAAUAUUUCAUGUUGUAGACUGAGAUGCUUUGCAAAUGGGAAUCGAUUUGAUACAAUUAUGAACUUGCGAUCGGCAAUGUGAAUGUUAGUUUACUGUUAAAACUUAUAAAUACAUCAAAGGAUCAUAAAGCUUCAAUUUUUGAUAUGCCCAUGUGUGCUUGCAUAAGCUGGCUGUGUUUUGCGGAAAUUUUGAAGCUAGGUGAUGUGCUACCAUAUUUUGGUGAAAAAAAAUGAAAAGAAAAACCCAGUCAUUGAGAAAACAGAUCUGGGUGCUUGGCACCAUCCAAAGCUGGUUGUAUUACUAAAUCUGAAUAUAGCAGAAUAAGGGGUGGGGUGAUGCCGUGAUGGUCAUGGAAGGUGGAAGAAGUCAAAGGUUUUGCAGCAUCGUGGGCGGAGAAGGACCAGGUGUGGGCGGAGCUGCAGAGGUGGUUGUGGGCAUUGGGAGGAAGAAAGAAGUUUUUUUUUUUUAAUUGAAGACAAAGUUAGGGUUUGAUAUGGGUAUUUUGGUCACUUUGUUAAUUUAAUCUUAACCAUUCAAUUUUUUAAAUAUUAUAUCAAUGGUGGAAAUUAAAUAGAUUUUCAGUGUCCCCAUUUUACUAAAGUUUUUUCCAUGGGGGCACCGGUGAACCCCAUAAAAUGGGUGACACCAUAGAUUUCUC
Molecule: messenger RNA, 1387 nt
Organism: Lotus japonicus
Lineage: Eukaryota; Viridiplantae; Streptophyta; Magnoliopsida; Fabales; Fabaceae
Product: dolichyl-diphosphooligosaccharide--protein glycosyltransferase subunit 4A
Exons: 1
Coding region: 592-705 (37 amino acids)
Source: RefSeq, a predicted model, not a curated record